This is a messenger RNA of Effrenium voratum, 792 nucleotides long. The record is from the annotation of a GenBank genome assembly. Lineage: Eukaryota; Dinophyceae; Suessiales; Symbiodiniaceae.
AUGUUUAAGUGGGUUACAUCAAGACGAGACAUCAAGACGAAUCUUGUGACACGCUUAGAAGGCUUGAAGCCGUCCCAAAUCACGCGAAGUCAGGUGAUUUGCCGCUUCCAGAUCCGAGUGGCCAGAACCUCGCGCUUGGGUCCGGGCGAACAAGCAGUGUGGAAGGAGGCCCAGCCGUUCUUCUGCGUAUCCGCGGAUGAAGUCCACGAUCAGUACUGCGCCUUCCUUUCCGAUUUCCUUCGCUACGGCGAGGAAUACAUCGUGAGCGUGCGAGCUGGCUCCGCUGAUCGCUGGAGCGAGUGGAGUGUUGCCUCAGAUCCUACGCGCCUCAAGGCCCGCGACCUGGAGCCGGGCGCGGUGCGCCUGCGAUGCGAAGUGCUGGCCUGCCAGCCGAGCCUUGAGGCCUUCGCAGCGCGGGAGCACAUCCUGCACUUCGCCUUCCCGGCCUUUCGCAGCUUCGACCCCCGCACGCCUCUGCCGGUGGAGUACUGCAUCGAGGCCUGGCAGCGCCCGGACCUGCUGGGCGCCUCCUCCCCCGAGCAGCUGCUGGCGCUGUCGCGGUGCCAGGAGAGGCGUGCUGUCAUUCCUGGGGCUGGCCCCGAAUGGGAAGAUGCCAGCCCCGUUUUCGUGACCACUGUGCGGAGCGACAAGGUGCAUGGCAAGAUGGUGGAGUGCGAGGUGGACAUGCGGAAAACGGCUCUCGUGUCCCGGUCCCAGGUUUACUUCAGCGUGAAAGCGCGGUAUCUGAGCUUGCCGCUGGAGGCCAGCUUCAGCCCCACGGCUAGCAAGUAG